Molecule: messenger RNA, 3513 nt
Organism: Petromyzon marinus (sea lamprey)
Lineage: Eukaryota; Metazoa; Chordata; Hyperoartia; Petromyzontiformes; Petromyzontidae
Source: RefSeq, a predicted model, not a curated record
CUCCGUGCGCGUCAUGACGUCCGUGUCGUUCUUCUCCGAGAACCUGGGCUCGGCAGGCGGCGAUGACGGAGGCGUCCAGUCCGAGGGGGAGAACGGCUCCCUGCAGGACCGCGGCGAGCCCGACCCGGACACCAUAAACAUGUUUGUGGGCCAGAUCCCACGCUCGUGGGGCGAGAUGGAGCUGCGUCAGCUGUUCCAGCAGUUCGGGCCCGUGUACGAGAUCAGCAUCGUGCGUGACCGCACACAGAGGCUGCCACAACAGGGGCGUGGAGAGGGCCCAGCGCAGAGCCGAGGCUGCUGCUUUGUAACGUUCUACACGAGGAAGGCGGCGAUGGAGGCGCAGAAUGCGCUCCACAACAUCAAGAUCCUCCCGGGGAUGCACCAUCCGGUUCAGAUGAAGCCCGCGGACAACGAGAGGUCGACCGCGGAGGAGCGCAAGCUGUUUGUGGGGAUGCUGGCCAAGAAGCUGACGGACGGCGAGGUGAGCUCCAUGUUCAGCCCCUACGGAGCCGUGGAGGACUGCAAGGUGCUGCUGGGACCAGACGGCCUCAGCAAAGGAUGUGCUUUCCUCACCUAUGCAACCAAGGCAGCUGCCCUCAAGGCCAUCAAGAUGAUGCAUCACUCGCAGACCAUGGAGGGCUGCCGUGCACCGCUGGUUGUCAAGUUUGCCGACACGGCCCGCGAGAAGGAGAAUAACCGGGUCCACCAUCGCCUGAGCCUCAUGCAGCAGCAGCAGCAGCAGCUGGGCGUGAUGGGCGGCGGAGGAGGGGGCGGGCAACUGCUGCAGACAGCGCUGUCGGCCAUCAACCCCCAGCAGAUGGGAGGCAUGAACGCGAUGCAGAUGCAGGCCCUCGCCACGUUGGCCACUGCCGCAUCGGGCGGCCUCGGUGGGGGCGGCGGCGUGGGGGGCGGCCUGGGCCCCCUGGGGGGGGGGCGGGGGGGGGCACGGGGGAAACGCCGCGAUGAACUCAGGCUCGAGUCUCUCAGGGUCUGGGCUGGGUGGGUUUGGGGGGGCUCUGUUGGGGGGGGCGGGGGAAUGGGGGGGGGCGGCUUCGGGGGCGGUGGGAGCUCCGGGUCUGGGAUGGGCUCGAUGGGAUCCGGAUCUGGCCUGGGCGGGAGCCGUGCCGACACGAUGGCUCAGGCCUACACGGGCAUGCAGCAGUACGCAGCCUCCGCCUUGCCCAGCCUGUACGGCGGGGGACAGCAGCAGCAGCAUCAGCAGCAGCAGCAUCAGCAGGGACUGUUCCAGCAGCAUCAGCAGCAGCAGCAGCAGCAUCAGCAGGGGCAGCAGCAGGGGCAGCAGCUGGGGUUCGGCAUGGCGGCGGGCAGUCACAAGGAGGGCCCGGAGGGAGCGAAUCUGUUCGUGUACCACCUACCCCAGGAGUUCAUGGACUGCGACCUCAUGCAGAUGUUCGUGCCGUUCGGCAACGUCGUGUCGGCCAAGGUGUUCAUCGACCGCAUCACCAAGAUCAGCAAGUGCUUCGGCUUUGUGAGCUAUGACUCUGCGGCCUCAGCCCAGGCGGCCAUCCAGGCCAUGAACGGCUUCCAGAUUGGGAUGAAGCGUCUGAAGGUUCAGCUGAAGCGCAACAAGAACGACGGCAAACCGUACUGACCCCACAGAAAACGUUUGGUACGUGGGCUGUACCCGUGUCUCUACCGUUGACGUGACGUGUAAAACAAAACUGUUCACCUUCCGGGGUCUUUGUGAGCUGUUGGUGGUGUAACGCACGCACUCACACGCACACGCACUCGCGCACGUGCACGUGAUGAACACUUGAUGAACGCUCGCACGAACGCCUGUCCACCCAUGCAGUCGCUCGCACAAAUGAAGCUCUCCCACACUCGUACAGACACUCUCGCGCGCCUGUAGCGCCCGUACAAACGGCUGCACGAACGCUCUUACUCCGCACGCUCACGACCACUCACACUAAAGAUUCCCACCCCCCGCCGCAUAGCCUUCACGGACCGUUGGGGCAAGUGCUGUUAGAGACAUAGACACACACACACUGACACACUGACGACACACAACAACAGCUGUCACCCACGGGGCUUGUGCCAGGCCCAGGUGCACUUUGAGGUCAAGUGAAGUGUCGGAAGGCUCGCCGCUGGCAGGAGGUUCACGGGACACCCAGGUGCCAUGGGUUGACUGGCUGACAGAUUGGCAGAUGCGUUACCACCUUUGGCCAGCUUGCUGUGUUUUAGCUGCCCGGUGCUCCGCUCGUUAUUGUGAGCGUCGCCUCUCUGCUCUUUGCUGGAGGGGCGACUGCCCCCAAACUGGCCAAGUAGCAUCCUUGACGAGCCUCUUCCACAGAGGCCGAUCUGGGACACCUUUGGUACUUGUCUUCGGCAAGUCCGCUCGGCUCCACAGAGUCCUGGACUGCAGCAGUCCAUCUCUUCACCAGCCCGUGCCUCGCCCGUUCAGCCCCCUCUAGUCAGCCAACGCAGCCUUGCCUGCCGGAGGAGCUCACCGAUGGGAAUGUGUCCAGAUCAUUCAAGUAUUUGUGAGCUCCUCUGGAUCGUAGGUAGGGCCAGCCUUAAAUGUUUCUAACCGAUGCAGACGCUGCAUUUAGAGGGGGGGGUCCACAUUUCGCCGGCAUAGGGAAGGGAGGGCAUGAUUGGCCGAGAAGACCCGACGCUUCAUGUGGAGAAACAGACCAGGCAGCUUCCACACAGCAGCGUUGCACUGCAAAACCGGAGCUGGUCAUAAACACACUGCCCCGGGUAUGGACACGCCCCUCUCCACUUUCUCCACAACUGCCCCACUGCCAAAAGGAGCUGAGGGGACGGAGUAGUGGAUGACAAAAUACCCAGGCAGAGCAGAUCUUCAGCAUACCUAACAUGAUUGGCCCAAUAGGGAGCCAUCCCUCGAACGCUGCUGGACAUCAAAAUCGGCCUCGCCGUUUCAUCUGUACCAGAUGAGAGAAGGGUCCCCUUUAAUGGCUUGGAGCAGAGGGUCGGGGGACUCCAAAAGCACGAAGCACCCAGACCCCCCCGUGGCCUUAUUCAAUUGACGGUGUCGCAGGGCCUUGGCCGGGUUCAGUAAGUCCCGUUGGCUUCCCCCAACACCUCCGGGCCGCCGUGGAAAAUACCGCGUCCGCUCGGGACCGCCGCCGCCCCCAGCCGUGAAAGCAGCUCGUCGCACAAACACGCACGUACACGCACGUACACGCGCCGACACCACCACCACCACCGCCACCACCGCCACCACCACCACCGCCACCACCACCACCACGCAGCGUUGUAACGCGCGAGCGUGCGCACCCACUCGUCUGUGGUGUAGUUUACUCCACCCACCCUUUACCCCCUUUGUCGUGUGACGGCAGAAUGGCCGUUUUUUUUUUAAAUUUGAGUACAACGUGGGGAAACGCUGUGUCCGUGUACCAACGUGUGUGUGUGUGUGCGUGUGUGUACGCGCACACGCGCAGCAAGUCAUGUCGUUUUGAACUUUGUUACCGACUCGGGCGCCAAGAGAAUUAUAUAAAUGUCGCCGAGUGGUGUGGCCGUCAUUCCUUU